Ilyonectria robusta is the source of this 798-nucleotide messenger RNA. RefSeq lists its product as uncharacterized. The transcript is spliced from 3 exons. NCBI's taxonomy places the organism in Eukaryota, Fungi, Ascomycota, Sordariomycetes, Hypocreales, Nectriaceae. The coding region runs from base 1 to 798 and encodes 265 amino acids. The record is from RefSeq and is a predicted model, not a curated record.
AUGCUCCCCUCUGUCCGACCUAUCGCUGUUCUCGCCGCUCUUCUGAGCACAAUCAGUGAGUGCCAUGGAGCAUCUUUCAGCCCACCCACCUGCGUGGGUGAUAUAACAGAAUUCCCAAACUGCGAAAAGGCCGAUUCAAUUGCUCGGAAGUGCAGUAAUCUUUCAAAGCAGGAAACCAUCGACUGCUUCUGCACCCAAGAGCUUCUGAAUGCCUACAUAGGGUGUAAGGGUGAAUUCAGGCAAUGCAUCAUGGGCAAUUCAUACGAUAGCUCCGUCGAUGACAUGAUCGACGCUUGGCAGGGCGCAUGUGGUCCGUAUGUCUCCGACAUCACGACCCCAGUUGCUUCCGAGGCGACAAGAACGUUAGAUGAAGACACAUGCCAAACUAUAGCUGAGAGCUGUGGCCAACUGAGCGCGUCAAUCACCUCUUGCUCUUCUGCAUACGACCAGGCUGCGCAAAUCACCAGCUGCCGCUGUCAAGAGUCGCUCGUCUCCCUCGCAUCGGUGUGCGACAUCGACGGGUCGCAAUCUUGUCUAGGAAAAACCCCCAUUACGUCCAACAUCUGGGAGUUCCGAAACUGUAAAGCUGCUACUGACGUUUUAAGCACCUCAGCGGACACGGCCACAAUAACAACGGCGCCUGAUACUUCUACCAUCGAGGAUAUUACCACGUCCUUGAGUUUUGGGCCGGACUCCACUGCUUCCUCGACUACCACCAGCGGAACUGUAUCCAUGGGCCCUAAAAUAGGCUGGAGAGCUUCGUUUAUGCUUUUCUUGACCUUGAUCUAUUUCUCUUAG